UUGCUACCUUUUUCUCCUUCUUCAGAUACCUCAGCCUCAUCAAGCACCGGAGCAUUUCUCCUUGGACAAUUAGGUGAAUCCAGUCUUUCAGAGUCAACUUCCGAGCCAGGUAUAUCUCACGGACUUGGCAUCUUUGAGCAUGCUACUGAGCCAAUGGGCCCUCUACCUCUAGGAAGCCCUGAGACAACAGCUGCUCUUGCUGCGCUUUGCACAGAUGCUCCUGGGCCCCACUCAUCCUCCUCCAGCGGCACUGGCUUACCUGUUGAUUGGCCUGAAGAAGAGGAGGAGAAGUACACUACUAUGCUUCAUCUACUUCAAGAACAGCAACAGCAAAUACAAAACCAACAAGAUAUUCCAGGUGGUGACGAGACUGCUCCUUCAGGAGCUGGUUUAUUUGAGCAGAGAUCGAUGACUUCUGGUGGGUUCAUUGGACGGGGAGAUAAAUCAUUGUCACCCACGUUACCAUUGCAGGACCAGUCACAGCAUCCACGGUUUCCCGGUACUAGUGAGGAUUCUACCAAAAUUGAAGGAAUUGAGGAGGCAGGUAGGUUGGCAGAAAUCGCAGGUUGUCGGGAAAUACUUGUUUCUAAUAAUAUUAAACUAUUAGAGAUAUAA
Messenger RNA from Protopolystoma xenopodis, 615 nucleotides. NCBI's taxonomy places the organism in Eukaryota, Metazoa, Platyhelminthes, Monogenea, Polystomatidea, Polystomatidae. The record is from the annotation of a GenBank genome assembly.